UCGGUCACACUGCGCGCCCCACAUCGAAUCGGACGCUGUUUCGCGUUUCGCUGCCAUCCGCUCCACCAAAAGCCAACGAACGGUUCGUGCGCGAGUCUUUUGUACCUUGCCUUUGCCUUUGGCCCCCUUUGACUUCACUGGGACGAGUGCUGUGUGCCGUGCAUACCACAAAGUUUUUCGCAUUGGGCCUCGCUGCGCUCAGGUCCUGCCCGCUGCUUCUUACCUUUUUGGAGUUUGUUUUCGGAAAAAGAACGGUACAGCAGGAAUAACAAAAACAAAAAGCAUCACAGCAAAAGCAUCACAUACAUACACACGCGGGAAUUUUUUUAUUUUCGACCAUGUGUAUAUGUGUGUGUGUAUUGUAGUUGCAUAGUUUUGUUUUUUUGUGCUGGAAUUUUGAGAGGGAGCCAGUGAGAGGAAGAGGGAGAGAGCGCGCGCGCAACGUCGUUUUUCGAAUGAAUUGAAUAAAUCUCGUGUGUUUACCUCUCCAACCAACCUUUCUAUUUUUGUUAUUGUGCAGUUGAGAAUAUCAAGCAAAAGGAGCUGAAAAUAUAACCAGCCAACGAAAUUGCAUUAAGUAAAUUUGAAAACUAAGGAAAGAUCUCCGAAAGAUCUGCGCUGCUGCAGCUGCUGCCCACACUCACACUAGCACACACCAAACACACACACAUCUACACACAAAAUGUUCAUCGAAAAGGGAAUUUUUCCCAUUGGGGACGGACUUUUGGACGUGGACGCCGAUCGAUUGAAGGGAUUACUCGUAUCGCAUGAUAUAAACGAGAUCUACGAGGUGGAGCAGACGCCGUUUGCCAGAGGCAAGUUCGCCGCCGUUCGCCGCGCCAUUCACAAGAACACGGGCUCGCACUUUGCGGCCAAGUUCCUGAAGAGGAGGCGCCGGGCGCAGAGCAGCGACAAGGAGAUCAAGCAUGAGAUCGCGGUGCUGAUGCUCUGUGCGGGCGAGGACAACAUCGUCAACCUCAAUGCCGUCCACGAGACGCGCUCGGACACAGCACUCCUGCUGGAGCUGGCCACUGGUGGCGAGCUGCAGACGAUUCUGGACAAUGAGGAGUGCCUGACGGAGGCGCAGGGCCGCCACUGCAUGCGCGAAGUGCUCAAGGCUCUGAAGUUCCUGCACGACCGUUCCAUCGCCCACCUGGACCUCAAGCCACAGAACAUCCUGCUUGCCGGCGAGCGUGUAGAAGAUGGCCUGAAACUGUGCGACUUUGGGAUCUCACGGGUGGUCUGCGAGGGCAUCAACGUGCGGGAAAUGGCUGGCACCCCCGAUUACGUGGCCCCCGAGGUGCUCCAGUACGAGCCGCUUUCCCUGCUGACGGACAUUUGGUCGGUGGGCGUCCUCACCUACGUGCUGCUCUCCGGAUUCUCGCCCUUUGGUGGCGACACCAAGCAGGAGACCUUCCUCAAUAUCUCGCAGUGCGCUCUCACCUUCCCGGACAACCUCUUCGGCGGCGUCUCGCCGGUGGCCAUCGACUUUAUCCGUCGCGCAUUGCGAAUUAAGCCAAACGAUCGCAUGAGUGCAGCCGGCUGCCUGGAGCACGCCUGGCUAAAAGACGACUGCUCAUUGGACAGACAGAUCUAUCUGCAGCCACAGAGCUAUGCCGAGGAGGAAGAGGAGGAGGAGGAGGAUGACGACGACGACCACGACGACGACAACAAGGUGGAAGACAAAGUCGAAAACGAGCCCGUGAAGGAGGAGCAAGCCGUGCAGGAACCAGACAAGGAGCAACAGCAGCAGCAUCAGCAACAGCAUCCGAACCAGCCAAAGCCCUUGACCAACGGCUGCAGCAGCACCAAACCGACGCACAAUGGCCAUCAUCGAGCCAACAGCAGCGGCAGCAUUUCCAAGAUCCCCAUCGCCACCAGCAAGCUGCAGCUCCUAAGCAGUCCCACGUCCGAGACGACCACCACCACCACGGCCAUCCACACGCUAAGCAGCAACAUCAACAGCCACAGUCACAGUCACGCUCACAAGCCCACACAAAUUGUGACACCGACGCGUCGAGCCUCCGAUUCGGACAAGGAGAACACGUACACGGCCACGUUCAUGAAGAAGCCGCCGGUGGCCAGCAUCCAGCUUAACUCCAGCUCCAACGGCAUCGAGGAGGCCACGGUGGUUGCCACGUUAACGCUCUUUCCCGACGCCCCCACCACGCCCAAGGUGAUUCGCAAGACGCCAUCCAGCGAGUCAAACGGUUCGGCGACGUCCGUAAAGGCAUUGGUCAAGAAGUUCCAGCUGGAGGAGGACUCCUCCAACCGACGAAACGGUGGCAGUGGCUGCAACUCACCAAUCACGACGACGCCGACGUCGACCAGAAUGAACUGUCUACGCAGGGCCUCGGAGCCCCUAACCACGGCGGUGUUCAAGAAGCAGCCAAGCCCAAAUCCGAGUCCUAGCAGCAGUCCAACCAACAGCAGCACAGCCACCCUGCUGAUCCACAGCCAGCGAUUGGCCAGCAGCCCAGCGCCCGCCAGUAACACUGCCGCCCCAACAGCCACCGCAACCGCCUCCAGCUCCAGCACCAGCUCCAACUCCGGCUGCAGCUCAGGGAAAUCUUCCAAUGCGACCGCUGCCCAUCUGCUGCACCAUCAUCACAUGCACCACCACCACCACCAUCACCACCAUCAUGUGGUAAUUGCAGCCAAGAAUGCCGCCGCUGUGGCCGCCACCAACAACCUGAGCCUGGAUCAGGGUAUCAUCUGUUAGCUAAGGGCCAGCCGGGCCAGCCGCAAUGCCAAGAGUUUCUUUCAUCGCUUCCUUUGCUGCAUGUAACCACCAGUCUCGGCCACGCCCACCGCUCACUGGCAGCGGAGGAGUGGCGACUGCAGGAUCACUAGGUGGACAAGUGGCGAAUUGGACAGCGAAAUAAUGGGUGAUGGGAAACAGAAACGAAAGUGCUGGUGCUGCAGCUAUAGCUCGAUGGAGAGGUGGCUAAGGGGAUGGAAAUGGAAGUGGAAGUGGAACGAGGAUGAGGAUGCAUUGAUAUUGAUUUGAGCUUAGUUUAGUUAAUGUUUUAAAUGGCAACUUAUCAACCAGGAACCCCACCCACCACCACAUACACAACACACACACACACACACACGUACACGCAACACACUAGAAGAAAACCCCCGCGAAAAACAAGUUAGCUAAAGUCAAGGGGAAACAAGUGAGAACGAUUAGCGAAAGGAUAAAAGUAGUAAGUACAAGGAGGGUACACGUUAGGAUUCGGAGGAUCGAUAGACAUACCAAAGACCUUAUAACAGCAAUAUGCGUAACGCCCAGACACUUGAAUUGCCAUAUGCAAGUUAAUUUUUAUGCAUAAACAUCCAAAAAUCAAGAAUACUUGAACCUAGAGUCGUGGACUUUUGUAUGGCGUUACUCAUCUUGUUGUUAUACGGUCUCUGGACAUACCCACAUAUCAUCCAUGAGUAGAGUUCAAUUGUUUCAACGAAUAUAUAUAAUAUAUAAAUGUCAAUUUCUUGGCUCAGAAGACAGGCCUUAGCAUAAAUUAUACAAUUUAAUAAUUUAAAAAUAUUAAAUUUAAAGAUUAAUAAAAAUAUAUACACGCAUACAUACAUACGUCGUAGCAUAUACAUAUAUGUACCAAAAACAAAAAGGUCUCGAGAGAGAGAGAGUUGAGUUGAGAAUUUCGCUAUUGUUAAUCGUAUCAGUCAAUCAAUCAAUCAAUCAACCAAUCGAUCGAUCGUAUAAAACAAUUGUUGUUUCGCCUGGAAAUGGUACUUAGAGAAUGUUGUUAUAAAAAAGUCAAAGCUAAAUUUGUUAAUCCGUGUUGUGUCUCAAUGUGUGUGUUCAAAUCGUUCAAAUCGUUGCAUACUGAUGCCUAGGAUACAUUAAAUAACAUAACAUAGAAGAAGCUACAUAUGCGCAUUGAUCCAUAAUGCACCAAUUGCGUUGAUUUCCGUUUCCCCGGAGCCUUAUCCCAAUCCCGAGCCCCCAGUUUUCUUCGUUUUUAAGUCGGUUUUUGUAUAUAUUUCCAGAAUGCAAAGUACAUUGAAUAGUUUGCAGAAAGCAGAAAAGCAGCGCAUGCAUAUAAUUACAUGCAGUCUUUUUUUUUCAUUAAUCGUAUCCUUUAAUAGUGAUGCUUAAUGUAUUGAUUAAUCGAUAUUACCCUUUUCUUUUUUACUUAAUACUUGUGUGUACUUCUCUUAAUUACUAUUAUUAUUAUUAUAAUUUUUUUUUUUUUGUAACACCUAAACCACGUUUUUAUGUUUACUAUAUUAUGUAUUUUAGUAGUUAAAUGUCCCGCUUUUCGCAUACGAGUAUAAUAAUUAAAGAGCUCUGCGCCAGAAGGUCGAAAAGUGUGUUUUAUUUCUUAGCAAUUUCAAUUAAUUUUUUGUGUUUAGAGAGAAUAUUAAGAAGCAUAU
Messenger RNA from Drosophila kikkawai, 4383 nucleotides. RefSeq names its product Death-associated protein kinase related (gene Drak). Gene Ontology annotation, biological process: intracellular signal transduction; protein phosphorylation; positive regulation of apoptotic process. Gene Ontology annotation, molecular function: ATP binding; protein serine/threonine kinase activity. Gene Ontology annotation, cellular component: nucleus. The record is from RefSeq and is a predicted model, not a curated record. Lineage: Eukaryota; Metazoa; Arthropoda; Insecta; Diptera; Drosophilidae.